GGAUAAUUCUAGAAAUUUGUAAACCUUGAGCUGAAAGGGUGAACACGUCAAUUGAGUUAACCCCACUCCCCUCCCUUCCCUUCCUUCUUCUCCCUCUUUCCUUAUCUUCUUUUCCAUUCAUCCUUCUCUUCCUCCCUCCCUCCCUCGUCGCCAUAGCCACAACCAUUUUUCUUUGUGUCUCUUCAUAGACACAAAGACACAUACUUAAACAUUAUCAUUAUUAUUACAUAAAAAACAUCACUUUCAAUAACAAACAUGUCUCUAUCUUUUGUUCGUAUGUCUUGUUCCUCUCAUACAAUUCCACACACUUUCCAAUCUCAUCUUCCUCAAAAUUCCAGAACUGCCCAUUUCAUUAUUUGCCGUUAUAGACGCAGACAAGUGUAUGAUUCAGUUUCCAUUCACCGUGGACUCUUUAAAGUUUGUUCCUUUUCCACUUUUGGUGGAGCUUCUGAAUUUGAAAGUAUUAGCCAAAGGAACCAUGAUGAAGAAGAAGAUGAUGAACAACAAAUUAGAACAAGGGCUAGUAAUGAUGAAGAUGAUGAAGUCGAUGAUGAUGAUGAAGAAGAUGAAGAAGAAGAAGGGUCUAUUAGUUCAUUUGUUUUCCCUGAAAGAUGGGAUGUCUUAGGUCUUGGACAAGCUAUGGUAGACUUUUCUGGCACAGUUGAUGAUGAGUUCCUCAAGAAUUUGGGAUUAGAAAAGGGAACAAGGAAACUUGUAAAUCAUGAGGAAAGAGGUAGAGUUUUGCAGGCCAUGGAUGGUUGCAGCUAUAAAGCCGCGGCUGGUGGAUCGCUUUCUAAUACCUUAGUUGCCCUGGCAAGGCUUGGAAGUCGCUCCCUUCGAGAUCCUGCUAUAAAUGUUGCAAUGGCCGGCAGUGUGGCGAGUGAUCUAUUGGGUGGCUUCUACAGGGAAAAAUUACGCCGAGCAAAUGUACAAUUUCUUUCUGCGCCUAUCAAGGAUGCGACAACUGGAACAGUUAUAGUUCUCACAACUCCAGAUGCCCAACGCACAAUGCUUGCAUAUCAGGGCACAUCUUCAACUGUUAACUUUGACACUUCCUUGGCAAGUGCUGUUUCUAAGACCAACAUACUUGUUGUUGAAGGUUAUCUAUUUGAACUUCCUGAUACUAUUAAAACAAUAACGAAAGUGUGUAAGGAAGCUAGGAGUAAUGGUGCCUUGGUUGCAGUAACAGCUUCAGAUGUUACCUGCAUUGAGAGACAUUAUGAUCAUUUCUGGGAAAUUGUAGGAAAUUACGCGGAUUUAAUCUUCGCAAACGUUGAUGAGGCGAGAGCUCUUUGUAAUUUUGAUGCAAAUGAGAGUACUGUUUCUGUUACGAGGUAUCUAAGUCAGUUUGUCCCUCUUGUAUCCGUUACUGACGGUCUCAGAGGCUCUUACAUAGGCGUAAAAGGUGAAGCAGUGUACAUCCCUCCUUCUCCGUGUGUUCCAGUAGAUACUUGUGGUGCCGGUGAUGCAUAUGCAUCUGGCAUAUUGUAUGGUGUUUUAAGAGGCGUGUCGGAUUUAAGAAAUAUAGGUACAAUAGCAGCUAAGGUUGCAGCCACUGUUGUUGCACAACAGGGAACAAGGCUUAGAAUUUCAGAUGCAGUCAAAUUAGCUGAAUCUUUUGAAUUUCAACUUGAUACAUCCGUUGUUCGAUCCGAUAUUGGUACUGUUUAAUUAGAUUGUAACCUUGCAUUGAGUUCUAAUAUUCUUUCAUAAUAUGAAGUAAGAAAUGCAUUCCUUUGAUACGUUUCAUAAGUCCUGUAAAUAAUUUCAUUGUAAAAAAAUAGCUAUUCUGGCAGUGGCAAUUAAAUUACUUAGGCUUCUGUCCAUUCUUCAACACAUAACAUUAUUGUUAUUAAGUACAUUGAUGUUUUCUUUUAAGCAUGAAUCAGAUUAAUCUUGGAUA
This is a messenger RNA of Trifolium pratense (red clover), 1903 nucleotides long. RefSeq lists its product as uncharacterized. The record is from RefSeq and is a predicted model, not a curated record. NCBI's taxonomy places the organism in Eukaryota, Viridiplantae, Streptophyta, Magnoliopsida, Fabales, Fabaceae. The transcript has 5 exons. Bases 256 to 1671 code for a protein of 471 amino acids. Gene Ontology annotation, molecular function: kinase activity.